Molecule: messenger RNA, 1011 nt
Organism: Lutzomyia longipalpis
Lineage: Eukaryota; Metazoa; Arthropoda; Insecta; Diptera; Psychodidae
Product: putative tRNA (cytidine(32)/guanosine(34)-2'-O)-methyltransferase
Exons: 4
Coding region: 65-985 (306 amino acids)
Biological process (GO): cytoplasmic translation; tRNA methylation
Cellular component (GO): cytoplasm
Molecular function (GO): tRNA methyltransferase activity
Source: RefSeq, a predicted model, not a curated record
UGUAAAUAUUGGACAAACCAAUAUUUUGUAAGAAUCGCGUGGAUUUGCGGAAAUUAUUGCAAAAAUGGGAAAAACAUCAAAAGACAAGCGAGAUAUUUACUACCGGUUGGCAAAGGAGGAAGGAUGGCGUGCAAGGAGUGCUUUCAAGCUCCUGCAAAUUGAUGACACAUUCCAUAUCCUCAAUGGAGUCACUCGGGCUGUUGAUCUCUGUGCUGCCCCUGGAAGCUGGAGUCAAGUGCUCUCGCGAAGAUUGUACGAAGGACGAGAGGAGAGUGCUGAUGUGAAGAUCAUAGCAGUGGAUUUGCAAGCUAUGGCAGCUCUGCCGGGAGUUACCCAAAUUCAGGGAGACAUCACCAAGCUGAGUACAGCACAGGCCAUCAUUGAUCACUUUGGGGACAAGAAAGCUGAACUUGUCGUUUGUGAUGGAGCUCCUGAUGUCACUGGACUUCACGACAUUGAUGAGUACAUCCAAUCUCAACUUCUCUUGGCUGCUCUCAGCAUCACGACGCAUGUUCUAGCACAAGGGGGAACAUUUGUGGCUAAGAUAUUUCGUGGGAAGGACACAACACUCCUGUACUCCCAACUGGAUAUUUUCUUUGAUUCAGUCUCCAUUACAAAACCCCAAAGUUCACGGAAUUCCAGCCUGGAGGCCUUCGUUGUGUGCAAGAAGUACAACCCACCAGAAGGUUUCGUUCCGCAGAUGAUUAAUCCCAUGAUUGACAACGUGAAGCUCCUGACUGAACAGACUGAAUCGCAGGUUAAUAAGAAGCUGAUCCCAUUCAUUGUAUCCGGGGAUUUGCGGCAUAACUACGACUCUGACAUGUCCUACAAUCUCUCCGUGAAUACAGAUGGACAGUAUGAAUGGAAGGAUGCUGUUCAGAAGCCCAUUUGUCCACCUUAUGAAGAGAUUAUUGAAAUGACAAGAACAGUAUCGCUGAAAAAUGCUGCAAUUGUGAAACCAGGCCAGAAAGGCAAUGAGAAAUAAAUUUUCUUUUUUUCCAAUAUAAAAAA